UAGCUGUGGUACACUCAGGCUAACAACAACAGUACGCUGAGUGACUUUUGUUGAGGUAUAUAUUUCACAUUAAAAUCUAUUAGCCACGUUUACAUUUAAAGGAUCAAAUGUACAACAUCACUGCAGGAUGUUCGCUGAUUUCUUUGAGAGUAUCACAUAACCUGACCGUUAUGAAAAGCACCGUAUUCAUUCAUUAGCUAACGUUACAUAGCUUACGUUAACUCUCAGCAGGAACGUUAGUUUAUACCCAUCAAAAACUACUAACCAAAAGCAGGCCAUGGCUCAAGGUUAUCGAAAAGAUCAUAAUCAUCAUUAUGAGUCGGUUUAUAAGAGACCCAGAGACCCGGGCAGUGAUCUGCCGAGCGAUAAACGACACCGACCGCCGCCCGCUGAAGACCGGGCUCUGAGCGCUGACCGCCGGCUAUACGAGAGACAUUUUCCGCUGUACAAGCAGCCGCUGGAGGUGGGCUGUUUUUCGCUGGACGCCCGCAGAAACUUCUUCAACGACCACAGGCAGCUACGGUAUUAUGUGGAGCCCCGGAGGAGCCCGGACUUCAACCUCAGAGACGGAUACACGAGCCGGUUUAUAAAGAGAGAUGAUGGCGUGAAGGAGAAGCUGGACCACAUGCUGAGGUGGAUCCUGGAGAACAAACACAAGAUGCAAAACAGCAACUCCAGCAGCUGUGCUCUGGGUGUGGAUUUCGUCACAUGGAGAGGACACCUGACCAAAGUGCUGACCACCCCAUACGAGACCCAGGAGGGCUGGAUGAUGGCAGCGAGCAGGUUCAGAGGCAGCAUCUACAUCAGCGAGGUGGAGACGGAGCAGGCGAGAGUGAGCCGAGAGACGCGCUCCGAGCGGCAGGAGGAGAUGAUGUACUGGGGAUACAAGUUUGAGCAGUACACAUGCGCAGAUGGUGCGGAUGGGACUCCAGACCCGGGAGGUGUGGUGAACACCAACGAGGCCUUCUGUACGGUGGUUCAAACACGUCUGGCUGACCAUAAGCUGCUGUUUUCUGGAGAGGUGGACUGCCGCCUCAAAGACCCCGAUGCUCCUCCGGCGCCGGGAUGUUAUGUGGAGCUCAAAACUUCAGCGGAGAUCUGCACCCCCAAACAACAGAGCAACUUCCACAGGUACAAGCUGCUGAAAUGGUGGGCGCAGUCAUUUCUUCCUGGAGUGCCACAGAUAAUCGCUGGGUUUCGAGACCAUGAUGGGAUAGUGGUGUCUGUGGAGACCUUCCAAACCUCGAAGAUAUCGCAGAUGAUCAAGAACGAGUAUAACUGCUGGAAGCCCACAGUCUGUAUGAAUUUCUGCAACGAUUUCUUGACCUUCGUCAAAUCCGUCGUCAAAGAGGAUGACCCAAGACUGGUGUAUCUGUUUUCCUGGGAUCCACGCAGAGACGUGACGUACACCGUCCACAGAGACUCUGCACACACUUUUAUACCUGACUGGUACAUAAAGGACAUGAUGAGCCGUCCUUCAUCUGACCACUGACACACACACACACACACACACACACACACACACCGCAUGUUCAUUAAUUACACACACACACACACACACUGAAUCAAUCCUGCUUGCAUUUUCUCUGGAUUCAGCGUGUGACCCUGGGAAAGAUUGGGAUCCACGUGCACUAUUUUUUUGUAAGUAUUCUUGUAUUUCAGCUGCUUUGUUAUUUAUAAUAAUCAAUUCAUAAUGUCCUUGGGAAGUUUUUUAACAAUGUACAUUGUUAAAAAACAUUUUACAGUUCUAUAAAAUUCUAUGGGCCUUAUUUGAUGAAACAGGAGCAAAAUCAGUCUGAUGUUAUUGUCAAUUUAGGUCACACUUUACAGUAAGGUUUCAUAAGUUAAUGUUAGUUCAUAUAUUUAUUAAUAUGAAUUAAUACUGAACAGUACUUGUACAGCAUUUAUUAAUAAUUGUUCAACAUUUACUAAUGCAUUAUUAACAUCCAAAUGCAUCUCUGUUAACAUUAGUAAUGCACUGAGUUAACAUGAACUGUACUUCCAUUAACUAAUGUUAACAGAGAUGAUCAAAUACUGUAAUGUGUUGUUCAUUGCUUAGUAAAUGCGUUAACUAAUACAACCUUAUGGUACAGUGUUAGCACAAAUCUUUAUUAGUGCAUCAUGAACAGUGUUGGGGGAGUUACUUAAAAAAUCGUAAUAAUUAUGUCUGAAAAGUAACUAAAGUUACUCAAUAAGUAAUUUAAUGACUUGAUUCAACACAAUUUAAAAUUCUUUAAAUUUGAGCCAAAUAGGACCUUUAAACUUUAUUUUUUUAUAUGUAACGCAUUAAGAGUAAUACGCAUGAUAAUUAUAUGCAUCAAAACAUCUCAAAGCAAUAUUUCAUAUACUAUGUUGUCAUACAUUGCGGACUCAAUCGUCUUGAUAAAUGAAACCUUCUAUUGCUAAAAAAUAUAGUUAUUAUGCACGAUAUAUUUGUAUAACAAAAACAGAAUCGCUUAUAUAGAACUUACAGUAUAUAGUAUAUACAGAUAUAGUAUUUACCGUAUUUAAGGCAGGUGCCUUACAAGAAACAAAUUAAAUGACCUAGAAAAGAAGAGUAAUCCCUUACUUUAAUUUUUUCAGCAGAAAAUUUAUUACAGUAACCAAUUAGAUUGCCUAGAAAUGAAAAGUAAUCCCUUUAUUUCCUGGUCAUUUAAUUAGGUACUUGUAAUUAGAUUAAUUUUCUACUGAAAAAUGUUUUACUUUUUUCAGCAGAAAAGUAAUCUAAUUACAGUAACUAAAUUACCUAGAAAUAAAAAGUAAUCCCUUUAAUAUUUUUAUCAGAAAAGUAAUCUAAUUACAGUAACUAAAUUACCUAGAAAUAAAAAGUAAUCCCUUUAAUAUUUUUAUCAGAAAAGUAAUCUAAUUACAGUAACUAAAUUACCUAGAAAUAAAAAGUAAUCCCUUUAAAAUUUUUAUCAGAAAAGUAAUCUAAUUACAGUAACUAAAUUACCUAGAAAUAAAAAGUAAUCCCUUUAAUAUUUUCAUCAGAAAAGUAAUCUAAUUACAGGAACUAAUAGAAUUACACAGAAAUAAAGUAAUCCUUUUCCCAGUACUGGGUUGUGGCCGGAAGGGCAUCUGUUGCAUAAAACAGAUGCCAGAAUAGUUGGCGGUUCAUUCCACUGGGGCGACCCCUGCUAAAUAAGGGACUAAGCCAAAGGAAAAUUAAUGAAUGAAUAAAGUAAUCCUUCUUUUCUCAGCAGAAAAGUAAUCUAAUUAAAUUACCUAGAAAUGAAAAAUAAUCCCUUACAUAAUUUCCUGGUAAUUUAGUUACCAUAUUAGAUUACUUUUAUCAUUAGGGAUUACUUUUAAUUUCUUGGUAAUUUAUUUAGUUACUGUAAUUACAUUGGAGUACUUUUCUGGUGAAAAUAUAAUCUAGUUACAGUAACUAAUUAGAUUACAUAGAAUUGAAAAGUACUUUUUUUCAGCAGAAAAGUAAUGAAAUUAAAGUAAUUAAAUUACAUAGAAAUGAAAAGUAAUCCCUUACUUUAUUUCCUGGUAAUUUAUUUAGUUACUGUAAUUAGAUUACUUUUUUCAGUAGAGAUUACUGUUCAUUUCUAGGUAAUUUAAUUAGUUACUGUUAGGGUUGGGCGAUGUCAACCAAUUUGGGUACAUACGAUCGUCUAAUGCGAAACAUCAUGAUGGAUGAUAGCAUCGUUGUCGCAGGUGGCGGUGAAUUAGGUAAAUUAAUUAUUUGUAGCCUACCAUUUCAACUUCUUGACCCGCGUGGUCUUUGUUUUACCCAUAAGCAAAUCAUAAAUAAAUAAAGAGAAGUUACACACAAAUGACCACCUGUCCAUCACUUUUUCCGCAGGACUCUGGCAUGAAUAGGCAGAGUGAUCUGUGUCGGUAUAAUGGCGUUCACAAACUUGGUCGCUAAAAAAGGUGCAAAACCAACAGUAUCUGAAGUACAAGCGUUAAAGCAAAAGAUUGAAGCAGUGUACUGCCGCUGUGACAUGUUACCUGAUACAUCCUUGAUCAACUGUACAAUGUGCACUGCUCUCUGGGGUGACUGCUGGCGCUUCGAGUCAGACGCGUGCAUAGCCUACACUGCAGCGCAUGAGUGUGUGUGUUGUAGUCACGUGAUGUGUGUUUUCAGCAGUGUAGUGUGGAAAAAGGGCUGUUCAGAAAUGCUAGUUUAGACACCAGUGUGGAUUGUUUUCGUUCUGAAAUGCCAUUUUUAAAACUAAGAUGUGUUAGUGUAAACUGAGUGUGUAUUUUUGGCAAGCGGGUUGUUGCUGCGACGAGGGCGGGGCGGAGGAUCACGAUGCCGGCUCAGCAUCGUAAUGUCUAUCGGCCAUCAGCGAUGGAUAAUGGCAUCGUCAAUCGACCCAACCCUAGUUACUGUGGUUACAUUAGAUUACUUUUCUGCUAAAAAUGUAAUCAAGUUACAGUAACAAAUUAAAUUACCAGGAAAUAAAGUAAUACCUUUACCUUAUUCAGCAGAAAAGUACUCUAAUUACAGUAACUAAUUUGAUUACAUAGAACUAAAAUAAUCCUUUACUUUCAGCAGAAAAGGAAAUUACAGUAGCUAAUUAGAGGACUUAGAAAAGAGAAGUAAUCUCUUUAAUGUUACAAUCUAAUUACAGUAAUUACAUUACCUUUAAAUGAAAAGUAAUCCCUUAUUUCCUGGUAAUUUAAUUAGUUACUUGUAAUUAGAUUACUUUUCUGAUUAUUUCUCGGCAGAAAAGUAAUCUAAUUACAGUUACACUCAACACUGAUCAUGAAUAUCAGCACAAUUUAACCAAAGUGAGUAAAACAAAUCCAGUUGUGGUAAUUAUUUCCUAAAUUGUCUCCAGUCUUCUUCCAAAUGUACUUUCAGGUUAUGAUUUGUAAAAAUAAAUAAAUAAAUCACAGAGAACUCUCUCUGAGCAGGAUUUCUUCAAUCUUUAUUAGCAUUCAUAUGCAGAUUUCAAUUCAUAAAAACAUGCCAAAAAAGUGCACGUACAGUGAAAUAAUGAGUUAUAGGACAAAAUUAAAUGAUAAAAAUAUACGCUAUUUAAAAUGUUAAAACAAAAGAACUCUAGUACAAAGUUUUAGUAGCCAUUUCUUCAUGUAAACUGUUUUGUUGUCCAGUAUACGGUCUUCAUUGACACACAGCAGGUCAGACAUUCAUUUAAGGCAGAUCUGGUGUGAAUAAUCUUGUCCUCAAGCUCAUGUUUACACUAUAAUGUGUUGAAAAUGCCUUUCAUUAAUGCCGAAUUGCUAUAGCUAGCUUGUAAGUACAUGUAAAUAAAAAUGUUUGAAGUCUUUUCUUUAUAAUUGGAGAGUUAUGCUAAUGCAAUAAAUUCAACAUCCUCUAUGUA
Molecule: messenger RNA, 5306 nt
Organism: Danio aesculapii
Lineage: Eukaryota; Metazoa; Chordata; Actinopteri; Cypriniformes; Danionidae
Gene: dxo
Product: decapping exoribonuclease
Exons: 6
Coding region: 278-1492 (404 amino acids)
Biological process (GO): NAD-cap decapping; nuclear-transcribed mRNA catabolic process
Cellular component (GO): nucleus; cytosol
Molecular function (GO): mRNA 5'-diphosphatase activity
Source: RefSeq, a predicted model, not a curated record